GAAAACCCAGAGGUGAGAGCACCGCCCCGCCCCGCCCCGUCGGAGGACUACAAAUCCCACCCUGCCCUGCGCUCGCGCACGUUACGCCAGAGCAAGAUGGCCGACACGAUGGCCACUGCGGGGGCUGGCAGCUCCGGAACGAGAUCGGGAGGUAAACAGUCCACUAACCCUGCCGACAAUUACCAUCUGGCCCGGAGGCGAACCCUGCAAGUGGUGGUGAGCUCCUUGCUGACGGAGGCAGGGUUUGAGAGUGCUGAGAAAGCGUCCGUGGAAACAUUGACAGAGAUGCUACAGAGCUACAUUUCGGAAAUUGGGAGAAGUGCCAAGUCUUACUGUGAGCACACAGCCAGGACCCAGCCCACGCUGUCAGAUAUCGUGGUCACUCUUGUUGAGAUGGGGUUCAACGUGGACACUCUCCCUGCUUAUGCAAAACGGUCCCAGAGGAUGGUCAUUACCGCCCCUCCAGUGACCAAUCAGCCAGUGACCCCCAAAGCUCUCACUGCGGGGCAGAACCGACCCCACCCGCCGCACAUCCCCAGCCAUUUUCCCGAGUUCCCCGACCCCCACACCUACAUCAAAACCCCGACGUACCGCGAGCCUGUGUCUGACUACCAGGUCCUGCGGGAGAAGGCUGCAUCCCAAAGACGGGACGUGGAGCGGGCACUCACCCGUUUUAUGGCCAAGACAGGCGAGACCCAGAGUCUUUUCAAAGAUGACGUCAGCACGUUUCCAUUGAUUGCUGCCAGACCUUUCACCAUCCCCUACCUGACGGCUCUUCUUCCAUCCGAACUGGAGAUGCAGCAAAUGGAAGAGACGGAUUCCUCGGAGCAGGAUGAGCAGACAGACACAGAGAACCUCCCUCUUCAUAUCAGCACGGAUGACUCUGGAGCCGAGAAGGAGAACACCUCUGUCCUGCAGCAGAACUCCUCCUUGACGGGGAGCCGGAACGGGGAGGAGAGCCUCAUUGAUAACCCCUACCUGCGCCCCGUGAAGAAACCCAAGAUCCGCAGGAAGAAGUCCCUCUCGUGAGCUGAGAAGAAAGCCUGCCUUGUACAGAGAUGCGGACACCACGCUCCUGGGGGGAGUUAAAGCCGCUGGAGGGAAGCAGAAAGGGUGGCCUCCCGUGGUCCAGCGAGGCGGCUGGGGUGACUGGGCAUGCUUUUAACAGCAAACUCUGUGUUAAUAUUUCCCAUUUUCACCGAUGUCUGGGUUGAGGAAGAUAUGAUGUGGUGGUAAUAACGAGGCUUUCUUAAUUAGCCAGGCUGGACUGUGGGCGUAGGAGCAGCUGGCGACUUCAUUCAUUAUCACAGGACCUGACUCCUUUGAACCCGAGAGACCAGGGCAGGCCGCAGGAAGAAGGGGCUGCACCUUCUCUGCUUCCUCCAGAGGACUGUUUGCCUGGCUUCCGUUUCAGGCCGUGCGGGUCCCUUCAUUGACUCACAGACAACCUGUAGCACCAGUUUCUCACCCUUGAACCUCAGUCUUAUUUCUCUUCUCACCUGGGCUCCAAGCGCCCUGCUGAGAUGACGAAGGUGACUUUGCCUUCCCACGUGUCACUCCAAGAACUGGGCCGCAGGAGUCAGGAGGAGUGAGCAGGUGUGCACGUGGAGGAGGGUGAUGCGGAACAGCGCACCGACUCUCUCAUCACAUCUGGUGGACUCUUCCUACAAGGCAGCGCCCUCUGGUGAGAGGUUGGUGUUGGUCGUCGCUCUGUGGCAUGUGUGCUUUGGGACCACUGAGUCCUGCCCCAUCCAGGAAAAGUUUUCUCUGACAAGAGCCUCUGCUUGAUGUAUUAUGCUGUGACUUGCUGGAGGAAUCCGACCUUAAACAACAGGAAAGGGAUUGUGAGGGGAGAGGGGGGUGGAUAGCCUUGUUUGCUGAGAGCGGAGAGCCUCUUGGGUCUGCUGGAAGCCGGCACAGAAGGAAGCCAUGCGGCGGAAGCCGGCGGGCCAGGCCAAGGAGUUCUUCCAGAAGCAGAUCUGAAUCUCUUCAACCUCUUUGCAUCCUGGGGAAAGAUUUCAUCCUUCCUGAACCCUACAGAUCAAAACACAGGUGUUUAAGGAAGAUGGUGGGCAAGCUGAUACCUUUGGCUGGUCUCUGACAGCAGAGAUUGAAAAACCAAGUCUAAGGAAGAAAAGUGCCAGUGAACCUGGAAGUUUACACAGUAGCAGUGAGGUGUCCCUGGAAUUGUAUUGAACUCUUCUUAUACUUGGCUUCCACAGUCAUCUCUCUCUUUUUUUUUUUCUUCUUUUUUUAAUUAUUUUUUUAUUUAAAAUUUUUGUAUUGAUUUUCUUUUUUUAGGGAGAGGUAGAUAUGGAAACAUUGAGGAGAGACAUUAAUUGGCUGCCUCCUGUAUGUCCCCUACUGGGGAACUGAUCCUGCAAUCCCAGCAUGUACCCUGACCUAGACUCGAACCAGCGACCUCUUGGUGCAUGGGUCAACUCUCAACUGGGCAGGCCCACAGUCAUCUCUUAACCUCCAUGAGUCCAAUUCAAAAACCUGGUGACUUGGCAGCAGGCUCCCCAUGCGUCCGGCUCACUGUUCCCCAGGGCACCCUGUCCCGUCGCCCGGAAGGAAAGAGCUGCCUGUGAGGAACUGAAGGGGGAUCCCAGUGAGAAGUGGACUCCCAGCUCUGGGCUGAGUAAGGUUUUUCAGGUUUGUGGGGAACUGACGUUCUCCCAGGUGAAGGCAGCUGGGUGGGCCUGUGCCGACCCUGGGAGUUUGUGAUCGGCUGUUGGCGAUCCGUGGCCUGCUGAUUUUGACUCCAGUUCUGAGUGUGCGUCGUGGCCGAGGCAGGAGGAACCUCCCGGCGUGCUGUCUUCACGGCUCUUGGGAGCAUUCGUCCCAGUCAGUGUUCCUGCAGCUCCUCUCUUGUUACCGUGCAAAACUAGCGCCUAAGGUGGGAUUUGGAAAGGAGUCGCCAUUUCUGCUGCGGGGCUGUUCAAGGCUGCGCUGCUGUGAUUCUGUUCUGGAUGGGGUGCUGGGAGGUUGGACAAGCUGAGUUAUUGUGUAAGAAUUGUGCAUGUUCUCAAUGUAUACUUACAAACUUCUAUUUUUUCUAAUUUGGGGGGAGUUCUUGGAGGGAAUAAGUAGUAGAGAGAGCCAGAUGAAGAGUGUGAUUUGUGAGGUCUUAAUAAAAGGUCAUGAGGAAACCUUCAUAAUGAAACAGUUUUAUAAGCUUUGAACUUAAUUUGUAUUCAAAAGUCAUAGCACUGAUUAAGGCUGUAAACAGACAAGUGAGGCUUAGCCCUUCUGUUGACUAGGUACCGCUGAGAACUGUCUAAAACUUGAUUUUGGAGAUUUUCAAACCCAAAAUUAGAGAGGAAAGUUUACAUAUUUUCUCUGUUUAAUUCUUCAUCCAGCUUUAACACUUACCAUUUUUUUCUAUUUGAUUUCAUCUAUUUCUCUCACCUUUUUUCCCUUUACUUUUUCCUGCCUAGAGUAUUUUUAAAAACUCAUCCAAGACCUUUAUCAUUUAAACUGUAAAUAUGUCCUUACGCAUCUCUGAUAGGCUGUUUUAAAUUUUUGAAAUAAUUAUAAGAAACACAGGAUGCUGGGGGGGAAAAAUUUCAGGGAGGUCGUAUGUACCCUUCACCCAGUUCCCCCAGCGGUAGAAUCUUAUAUAAAUGCAAUAUCAAAACCAGGAAAUCGACAUUGCUGCAACCCACAGAGUUUAUUCAGAUUUUACCUUUCCUCUCUGCAUGGUUCUAUGCAGUUUGUCAUGUGUAGAUUCAGGCACCCACCCCCACAGUCAAGGUACACAUGUCCGUCACCACACGGCUCCCUCAGGCUCUCUCUUUAGAAUCACAUCCACCUCCUUCCCCACCCUAUGCCUGGCAACCACUGCUCUGUUCUCCUCCUCUAUAAUUUUAUUUUUAAAUGUUAUGUAAAUGGAAUAAUAAAGUUUGUAAUCUUUUAA
Messenger RNA from Myotis daubentonii (Daubenton's bat), 3919 nucleotides. RefSeq names its product TATA-box binding protein associated factor 8 (gene TAF8). Gene Ontology annotation, molecular function: protein heterodimerization activity. The record is from RefSeq and is a predicted model, not a curated record. Gene Ontology annotation, cellular component: transcription factor TFIID complex. Gene Ontology annotation, biological process: transcription initiation at RNA polymerase II promoter. Lineage: Eukaryota; Metazoa; Chordata; Mammalia; Chiroptera; Vespertilionidae.